AUGAAGAGUAACAGCCUCGCCCUCUACGCCCUCACCCUAACCCUCACCCUAACAGCUCCAGCCUCCGUCGCCGCCGACCCAACCAUCGGCAAACGCGAAUACGACAGAAUCUGCCCACCAGGCAGUCUCCCCACCGAGCACGAAGUCUCGCCGGGGUACAAAGCAACCUACUACUGCGACACGCUGCCGCCGCUGCAGGGCAAGUCGCAGUGGAACCUGCCGUCGAUCGACGCCUGCGCCCUGGCCUGCAACACGCCCGAGUGCCGCGGCGCGUCCUGGGAAAAGCGCAACGGCAUCUGCUGGCUCUAUACCCGCGAUCCUGCCGAGGGGGGCGGGUACGUGUGGAUCACGGCGGACAGGGCGUUUUCGGGCCCAGGCCCAAGCCCGGGGGUGCCGAGUUCGUGUCCCGCGGAUUUGGCGGCUUGUCAGGCGGGAAGGGAGCAGUGUUUGCUUGACAAGGGCGCUCUGGACGCGCGGUACAGAGCGUGUGAGGCGGCGCGUCUGGACUGCGAGGGGAAGCUUGCGGUGUGUAGUGCUGGGGGCGGGAGUCUGGCGGCGUGCGAGAAGGAACGGGGCGACUGUCUUGGGCGGGAAGGGCUGUGCAAUGCGCAGCUCAAGACGUGCCGGGACUCGUUAUCGGCGCAGGACUGCAGUGCGUGUUUGAGGGAGCUGGAUAGCUGGAGUAGUCCUGGGGCGCCGGGGACUUGCCUCAACGGGAUGUGGAAGACUGAAUCGCUGAACGGGAAGAAGAUUGUUACGCUGUGCGGCUAUACUACGAACGCAAAGCUGGCCCAGCACCCGGCCACUCUUGCGCAGUGCGUGGACCGGUGUGCGUUGGAUCCGGCUUGCAAGGCUGUGAACUACGACAGGCAGUGGCAGGCGUGCUACACUGCGUCUGUGAUUGGCAGCGAUGGGAUCAAGCCGAAUCCGAACAGCGAUGUGGUGUUGCUGGUGGGUUGA
This is a messenger RNA of Aspergillus mulundensis, 960 nucleotides long. RefSeq lists its product as uncharacterized. NCBI's taxonomy places the organism in Eukaryota, Fungi, Ascomycota, Eurotiomycetes, Eurotiales, Aspergillaceae. The record is from RefSeq and is a predicted model, not a curated record. The coding region runs from base 1 to 960 and encodes 319 amino acids. The transcript has 3 exons.